Messenger RNA from Cladophialophora carrionii CBS 160.54, 918 nucleotides. RefSeq lists its product as uncharacterized. Bases 1 to 918 code for a protein of 305 amino acids. The transcript is spliced from 2 exons. NCBI's taxonomy places the organism in Eukaryota, Fungi, Ascomycota, Eurotiomycetes, Chaetothyriales, Herpotrichiellaceae. The record is from RefSeq and is a predicted model, not a curated record.
AUGCGCAUCCCCUACCUCCUCUCGCUCCUCCCCCUCCUCGUCGCAGCCGACAGUCAAGCGCCCCUCAAGGACAAAGCCGCCGGCUGGUUCGACAAGGCAAAGUCGUACGUCUCGAGCGCCGUCCCCUCCGCCAUCCCCGUGCCGGAGAUCCCCCACCCCAUCGACGCCGGCGCCGCCAAAGUCGCGGAAAAUGUCGUCGAGAAGAUCAACGUCCGCAACUGGCAGCGCAAACUGUCGCCGAAGCUGGACGCGGAGGAGGAGUGGAUGAUCUACUUGACUGGCGGGAACAAGUCGUGUUACGGGAGAUGCGGGCCCGUCAAUACCGUGUGGAAUGAAUCCGUACCUCUCCUCGCGGCGCUCUCGGCCUCACCGGGCUCCCGGCGCCUCAAACUCGGCCUCCUCGACUGCGAAAAGGACGAGGUCCUCUGCACGGCCUGGGCGUCCGGCGUCCCCGUGAUCUACCACUUCAUGGUCCCCAAGGCGGCAGCAGCUGCUGCGGAUGCCUCGUCUGGACCUUCCACCGCCGACGCGCCCACCCCGCUGCACAUUGUGCCCCUGAACCUGACGUCCACCGAGGUGAGCGACAUUGUGUCCAUCCCCUCGGCGAGCAAAUCCCGGUACUUGGACUACGAGGAAUAUACCGGUCUGUUGCACCCGAUUGACGGGCUGAUGGCCAAAUUCGGCCUGUUGCAGCCGUUCGGGUACUUCAUGUGGGCGCUGGGCUCGGUGCCCGGGUGGGUGAUGAUGCUGGGCAUCAGCUUUGUGAGCCGUCAGAUCAUGAGCCGGCGGAUGGCCGGGUCGGGGGGCAUUCCUGAGGCGGCGCCACAGGCGCAGGCGGCCCCGGCGCCGAGGGUUGCGCCUGCGACGGGGAGCCAACCUAGAGGGGGUGCUGGGGGCAGUGCGAAGAAGAGGAAGUGA